Molecule: messenger RNA, 3625 nt
Organism: Anarrhichthys ocellatus (wolf-eel)
Lineage: Eukaryota; Metazoa; Chordata; Actinopteri; Perciformes; Anarhichadidae
Gene: lactbl1b
Product: lactamase, beta-like 1b
Exons: 5
Coding region: 802-2577 (591 amino acids)
Source: RefSeq, a predicted model, not a curated record
AUAAUCAUAACCCAGAGUAUGCAUAAUGCUUACUACCAUUCAUGCCAUUUCAAUUUGAAUCAUGUUAAUACCACGUUUUUAAACGGAGGGUCAUUUUAUUCAAAUGGCAUUUGGACUCAACUUGCCAGCAUUUAUACUUUUCAGGUCAUUGAUUUUAAAAGCUUUUGGAAAAUGAAGAGUAGCAGACAUUUAAACUUGAGUGAGUGCUUCAUCUUUAAAACAAGGAUUUUCUAUUGGGCCAAAGCUAACGUCGGUGGGAAUAGCAGACAUGAUAUGCUUAUUUUAUGGGUGCUAAUGUUCCCCAUCUGUAGAUAUAGAAGUUUUUCCGAUACAGCAAAAUUUGUAAGCCAAAUAUUUUGGCGGAUUCCUGACAGAGUGCCACGGGCCCUACUUUAAGAAUCACUGUUUUUGAUGAAAAUGUUUUGGUUGGGUUCUUUAGAGUCAAAAGUCCUUAUUCUCCAAAACACAACCCAGGUUUAUAAUCUCUACUAUAUAUGAAUGUACAUGAGUAGAGUAACAUCAGGUGAUAGUAUUAAUGGGAAAAGCACAGCUCCACAGGCUCCCAUUUGUAUUUUCCGAUGUGCACUGAUUCAUCUUUUAUAUUCCAAAAAAGACAUUUUUCACGUAUAGCAGUCCUUUAGAAUGAAAAGGCAAAUAAUGCCCUGAAGCCACAAUGAAACAUGUUGAAAUAUCAUAUUGUUCGUCCAGAGCUCACAGUGGGAACAGGCAGCAUCUGUCAUAUAGCCUACCAUAUUGUAUACCGUUAGAUCAACGGGGUUCAUCAGGAAGCGGAGAGAAUUAAUGAAGCCCCAAGCCAGCCAAUUAUCCCGCAUUACACUGGCCUUUGUGCUGCCGAUACAUUAUUCUAUCAAAUAUGAAGUGGGGAUUUCAGUAGCCUGCCCCCCGGACGGUGCUUCCUUUGCUCUUUCAUUCUCUUUCCCUCUCUUUCCCUUUCUCUCAUUUCCCACUCAACGCCCAGAUGAAGGGGUGGGUCGCAAUGCCAAAUCAGAGAUGAUGUGUCCUCGCUUCCCCGAGCCUCUGCAGCUGGAGCAUCCGAUCCCCGGUCUGAAAGAGGCCCUGGAGAAGGUGGACGCUGUGCUUCGGCAGAGCAUCAAUCCCAUCAGCCUCCCCUCUCUGUCGGCCAUCGUGAUCUUAAAUGACACAGUUUUGUGGACCGGCAACUUUGGAAAGAGGAAUGGCAGUGACCCUCUCUCGGGACCCCCCAAUGAGUACACAAUUUACAGAAUUGCAAGCCUAUCAAAAAUCUUCCCGACCUUGAUGCUGUACAAACUGUGGGAAGAUGGGAAGAUCGGCUCCCUGGAUGAUCCUCUGGAAAAAUAUGUGGAGAACUUCACCAUCAAAAAUCCUCUGGGGAAGAUGCGAGACUCUGAGCUGAAAUACGUGACAGACGGCCUGAUAUUUCUGGACAGCGGGGAGGUUCAGAUCCGCUCCUCCUCGGUCACUCUGCGCAGGAUGGCCAGCCAGCUCUCAGGCCUACCCAGGAGACUUCGCGCCACAAGUCUGCUUUGGAAAGGAAAAACACAAACUGCAAUCAAUCUGCUGCAAGAUGAUGUCCUUGUCGCAGACCCAGGCACCAAAUGUCACUACAGCAACCUCGCCUUCUCGCUGCUGGCUCACGUGAUGGCCGAGCGAGUGGCCGCCGUUGACUACCAGCGGUGGAUCACAGACAACAUCCUGGACCGGCUGGGCAUGGAGGACACCGGCUUUGACAUCACCCCGGGGCUCCAGGGCCAGAUGGCCGUGGGCGUGUACUCCAACGGAAAGCCAGCCCCGCUCUACGACCUGGGCUGGUACCGGCCUUCGGGUCAGAUGUUCUCCACGGCCGCAGACUUGGCCAAGCUCACCAUGAUGCUGCUGGGCGCUUACCACCGCAAGAUGCUGGAACCAGACUCAUUGAAGAUCAUGCUAACCCCGCUUUUCAGGUGCGAUAAGGACUACUUUGCCAACCGUACUGGGACGCCGUGGGAGGUGAAUGAGCUCAUGGGCUACGAGAUGGUGCGAAAAGAUGGUGAUCUGGACGGCUACUCUGCCACCUUGUCCCUUGUACCCAGAAUGAAGCUCGGUCUGGUGGUGCUUAUGGCUGGCAGCCGACCUCAGAACCAGGACUUGGUCACCAAGGCCUACAACCACAUCAUACCAGCCAUAGAAAAAGCCUUCAGGGAGGGCAAGAAGGUCCUUUAUCGUCCACCAAACCCAGAACCUUACAUUGGCUUUUUCACCUACAGUAACAUCACCUUCUACGAGAUAAAAGUCGGGUCCGACGGAGUUCUGAUCAUGCAACAGUUUGGGCCUCAGAUUGAGGAGGUGAUUCCAGAGAAGUACAGGACAAUAAAGCUCAACUACCUGGUUGACCGGGUGUUUAGAGUGGUUUUUGAAAAAGAGUACCCUUGUGUUUUGCGAGUCGGGACGGCCUCAGUGUCCCUAGAAGCUCAAGAUGGCCAAUUGUUUAACUUCUACACGUUUGACAAGCGUGGUUUGUCCCCUGGUUUUGAUGCACCGGGACUGAACACAUACAAUGUGGUCAGAAUAUCCCGCAGGCCAUCCUUCUCGAGCUGAACUGCAGCCUGAAGUCAACUGAUGUUUGCUUGAGAUACGUGAAGGACUGUAAAAAAAAAAAAAAAAUGGGGCUGUGAAUAUUGAAAGGCCAAACGAUAAAGUCUGGGUCAUUUUGGCGAUGAAAGAUGGAAUUGUGCUCUUGAUUUAUAGAAAGCACAGAGAGGGACGGCAAUAUGUAAAAUGUCUUGCACAGAAAAGUAAUGAAUUUAUGCUAAAUGAUGUGUAUGACUGUCCUUCAUUCGGCCUCCCGCCUGAACAUUCACACUAUGGUGAUACGGUGCAUGUGUUUUGCCUUCUACUAAACCGCUGUUACAUUGUCUCCGUCUCUUCUGUCCUUGAGUUUCACGAGAGAACACGGGCUCACAAUGAACUCCUCCAGUGGUUAUCUACAUAAAUAUUUCCAUAGAUUUCAUUUUCAAUUCUUUCGACGAUGAUUGCAAUUCCACGAAUGAAUAAACUCAUACAUCAUUGGUUGAAUAUAUGUAUGAUUGGUUUGGGUGACAAUAAUAUUAAAUUUCUAGUUACUAUGAAUUAACUAAGCUAGUGCCAGGGAGAAUCAGGACUUUAAAGCUCCACAUGAAUAUGCAUCACUUCUAUUUAAAUGCAGAUGUUGCCACGGAAUGGAACUGCUAAUUUAAUGUCAAGAAGCACACACAAAGAUGCAAAAUAUUGUGGCGCCCCAAUAAGAGGCGAUAAAGGACAUAGAAGCUUUUGGUUGCCUGUGUGACUCAUUGCUGUUUUAGCCCUAAAAAUGGACUCCAAUUUGUCUCAACCUCUAACACCAAGAAGAAUAAUAAACUGCUCUGACUGAAAAUGACAGAUUCAAGCUUACAAAAGUAACCCCUAUGGCCAAGGCCGAUGUUUUACCGCUCAUAUUAGAUUAUGUGUCUGAAUAUAUGAUGGAAAUGGGAUAGACAUUAAAAAUGUACCAGGUGCAGCGAGUACAAUUGAGGCAAUGUGAAGAAGUAAAUCUACUGUGUCCACUUCAUCUGGCUGUGGAUGAAAAUAUUGAAACUGCCGUUCAACUAUGAAAUGAUAUGUUGUCAAG